UGGUGGUCGCUGAAGGCCCGGCUUGGGGAGAGGCAGCGAGGCAUGGAGAUGGGCGCCAGCCAGCACCGAGUUUCUUCCUGAAGCGGCUGCGUCCAGGUGAGCCCGGGAAGGUCCUUCGUCCGGAGAGCCAAAGGAGAGACGUGGGAUGGAGCACAUAUCCUGCUUUCGUCGUGGGUACGCCAGCAGGGGUUGUGUUCCCCUGCGGUUCUGCCGUUGUCGAGCGUGUGCUGUCAGACUGGAGGAGCGUUUCGGGUGAAGUCCACAGAGAACCUCCUGGGGCCCGGUCCUGGCUGGAGUUGGCGUUCCCGCCUCGAGUGAGAAGUAAGAAGUUGGGUUUGUGACCAUGGGUGCUUUGGAGAUGUGGCAAACCAAGAUGGAAGUCCCAAACCGACGGUGAAAAAGUGGAUACUGAGGGUGAGAUGUUACGACCUAAGCGAGUCUGGAGGCCCCAGCGGAGCUCAGAAUGAUGUGGGAUGACGCUGAUGGUAGUGAUGAAGGCCAGAUGGAACAUGGCACGAAUGUAGCCAUUCCCGGCAGAGCUAAGUCUUCUCAUAACAAUGAAGAGCUGUCUGAUGAUGAACUGGAUGAAUAUGAUUUGGAAAAUUAUGAUGAAGAGGAACACACAGGUGAUCUAAAACUUGGAGACACUUUGGCUACUCUGGCAGUAUAUGGGAGUAAUGAUCAUGAUCCUUACAUCACUCUAAAAACCACUGAUCAAUAUGAAGAGGAGGACUUUUUGAUUAAGCCCAGUGACAAUCUUGUCCUUUGUGGCAGAGCUGAUAAAGACUACUGUAGUUUGGAGGUCCAUGUUUAUAAUCAUGAAGAGAACUCAUUUUAUGUACAUCAUGAUAUUAUCUUGCCUGCUUACCCUCUAAGUCUGGAGUGGUUGAAUUUUGAUCCUAGUCCUGAUGAAUCACUAGGAAAUUAUGUUGCAGUGGGUAACAUGACCCCGGUUAUUGACAUUUGGGACCUUGAUAUAGUAGAAUCCUUAGAACCAGUCUUUUCUCUUGGAAGCAAGAAAGAGAAAAAGAAGAAAAAGAAAGUAAAGAAAAGUUUAUCUUCAGAAGGGACGGUGAAAGGACAUACUGAUGCUGUGCUUGAUCUUUCAUGGAAUAAACAAAGCAGGAAUGUUUUAGCAAGUGCGUCUGCUGACAAUACUGUAAUUUUGUGGGAUAUGUCUGUGGGUAAGCCAGCAGCCAGCCUGAUGCUACAUACAGACAAGGUCCAGACGUUGCAGUUUCAUCCGUUUGAAACUCAGACCCUUAUUUCUGGAUCUUAUGAUAAAUCAGCUGUUCUGUAUGAUUGCAGAAACCCACAAGAAAACCAUCGAAUGUGGCGGUUUAGUGGUCAGGUUGAAAGAGUAACCUGGAAUCAUUUUUCACCUUGUAAUUUCUUGGCAAGCACAGAGGAUGGCUUUGUGUACUGUCUGGAUGCUCGUUCUGAUAAGCCACUGUUUACUCUGAAAGCUCACGAUGAAGAGGUGUCAGGGCUACAACUAAGCAGUCAGAUUAAAGGGUGCCUCGUGACAUCAUCUGCUGACAAAUACGUGAAAAUUUGGGAUAUCCUGGGAGACAGACCAAGUUUAAUCCAUUCCAGGGAUAUGAAAAUGGGUGUUCUGUUCUGUGCAGCCUGCUGCCCUGACUUCCCAUUUGUUUUUGCCUUUGGAGGAGAGCGAGAAGGGCUGCGUGUUUGGGAUAUAAGCAAGAUUUCUGCAGUGAAUGAAGUUUUCGGAAACAGAGAGAGACAUGUUCUGGCUAGUGCCAAUUCUGUGGCUUGCAGCUCUGUGGCCGGCAGUAGCAGCAACGAUGUGGAGACAGCAAUGGAAUCGUGACGGACCAUCAAAAAAUCAAAGUAAUUAAUGGGACUAUGACUAACGUGUAUUCUACAAAUCCCCGUUUGGUGAGAGUUCAUAGAAAUUACUUGAAUGGCAUGCAAUCUGCAGGCUUCUUCAUCUCAGAUGAAGAAACGCAGUGUGGCUAAGCUUUAAGUAAGUCAGCAGUCCUAAGUUCCUGCCUCUAUUACUGGCUUUGAAAGAUUAAAUCACUUGCUUUUGCCUGAGAUUAUGAUCCCUGAAACAGGGGCUACUAUGUGUAAAGUUGAUAUAUAAAAUGAAACAGUCACUAAAAAAGCAUUCUGCUGCUACCAGAAGUUUGUUGAAUACUGCAGAGAAGGUAAAUACCUUCUAAGGGCAUAAGGAAAAAGACUUCAGACAGCAGUUGUAUAAUAAACAAACAAAAGCUGAAUGAAA
Molecule: messenger RNA, 2248 nt
Organism: Aquila chrysaetos chrysaetos
Lineage: Eukaryota; Metazoa; Chordata; Aves; Accipitriformes; Accipitridae
Gene: PWP1
Product: PWP1 homolog, endonuclein
Exons: 14
Coding region: 464-1831 (455 amino acids)
Biological process (GO): rRNA processing
Cellular component (GO): nucleus
Molecular function (GO): protein binding
Source: RefSeq, a predicted model, not a curated record